Molecule: messenger RNA, 2208 nt
Organism: Myxocyprinus asiaticus (Chinese sucker)
Lineage: Eukaryota; Metazoa; Chordata; Actinopteri; Cypriniformes; Catostomidae
Product: SPRY domain-containing SOCS box protein 4-like
Exons: 4
Coding region: 432-1280 (282 amino acids)
Biological process (GO): proteasome-mediated ubiquitin-dependent protein catabolic process; intracellular signal transduction
Cellular component (GO): SCF ubiquitin ligase complex
Molecular function (GO): protein binding
Source: RefSeq, a predicted model, not a curated record
ACGACGUCACCCACUAAAUAUCUCGCGGAACAAAAGACGUCCGCGCUCUGCGUUCCUCCCCGCCGGAUGCGACCGACAACACACCGUCACGGUCAUUUAGUACUGAACUUUGUUUUAAAAACAGUUGACCUUUUAUAUAUUUAUGCAUACGGCGGAGAAGUGUAAAUCCUCGGGACUCACGGCCGUUGUUUUUGUCCCAAACGAAGCUGCGGGGGUGUCUCGCGAGAGAGUUUGAGGCCUAACAAAAUUCGUCUUGCUGUAGCAGUUCUUCUUCCAGUCCUGGUGUGAUCUAGAAGUUCGGCCAACUCCAGUCUGGACUGCUUGCAGCACAUGGGGCUUUGUCACCUCUUUUAAUUGACUGACACUCUCCCAUCCGUCUCGCUCAUGAGGUAACCCCGGCUGUCGCUGUUUAUGCCUGUGGCUGGGCUGUGAUGGGGCAGAGGGUGUCGGGUGUGGUGAAGUCCGCAGAGGAACAGGAGACGGGUGAGCUGGCGUUCCAGCCGGUGUGUGCAUCGCUUCGUAAUCGUGGGGUCCCGUUGCCUCCCCGUUUGGAGCUGCUGUUGGAUAUGCCCCCAGUGGGACCCGAAACUCAACUCCAGCACUCCUGGAACCCGGACGAUCGUUCCCUCAAUCUGUUUAUCAAAGACGAUGACCGCCUUACGUUCCAUCGCCACCCGGUGGCGCAAAGCACAGACUGCGUGCGUGGAAAAGUGGGUUUCAUUCGCGGCCUUCACGCAUGGACUCUUCGCUGGCCCAUACGCCAGCGUGGGACUCAUGCUGUGGUCGGGGUCGCUACCUCUCUGGCUCCAUUGAGGGCUGUGGGGUAUUCCGCCCUAGUGGGGAGUGAUGCAGAAUCCUGGGGCUGGGAUUUAGGACAUGGUAGACUGUACCAUGACAGGAAGAGUCGGACUGGACCGGCGCCGUCGUACCCGGAAUUUAUUGAGGAGGAGGAGGAGGAGGAAGGGGCAUUCUCAGUUCCUGAAGAGGUGCUGGUGGUGCUGGACAUGGACGAGGGUACGCUCGGGUUCUGCGCAGAUGGGAACUACCUGGGUGUGGCGUUUCGCGGGCUGAAAGGGAAGAGGCUUUACCCGAUCGUCAAUGCAGUGUGGGGUCACUGCGAGGUUAGCAUGACCUACAUCAAUGGACUGGACCCUGAACCCCUGCCUCUGAUGGAGCUGUGCAGACGGGCCGCCCGGCAGGCUAUGGGUCGACACCGAAUCCAUCACAUCCAGUCUCUACCACUGCCACAGACCCUCAAAAACUACCUGCAGUACCAAUGAGACACCAAACGCAGCCAAAAAUCAUCUGCAGUCACUGGACAGGUGCUCUUGAAUGAUACACAGGAUAGUAGAAGAUUUGUGCUGUGCACAGAUGUCAAGAGUGUGCAAGAGAGGUGACCAGCCAGUUUUUAUCUGUUUUUAUAAAUGUUUAAACCAAUGAUGAGUGUGGCCUCAUGAGAUUUGAUUUUCCAGAUGAAGGUGAAGGUGUGUGCAUGAAAGUGUGUGUGUUUGUAUUUGUGUCAAUGAAAAUUCAUGUCUUCCAUUGAAAUCCCUGUAUUUCAUUGAAAAAAAAAAAACAAACAAAACAAAAAAACAUCUCGAAUUAGCCUAAGCUGGUCUUAGCUGGUUUAAGAUGGUCUCCCAGACUGGCCAAGCUGGUCUUCAGCUGAUCUUACAGCCUGAUCAGCUGAAACCAUUGCAGACUGAGAGACCAGCAAACCAGCUUAGGCUGGUUUAACCUGUUUUUUUCAGUUGGUAUAAUUAAAAGAUUUUCUUUCUCUUUUUGUAUAUUUGUUUGUUUUGCUUUUUAUAUAUUUUACCACUAUGGGCUUGGACAUGGAUAAGGGUUAAUAUUAGACUAAACCUGGUUUUCAGUGGCAGUUUAAACUAAUGCAUUUUAUUCCAUGAUGUAGGUGAUACCAGAAAACAGGUCCUUAUUAUCCUUGUCAGUCUUCACUAAUGCAUAUUUACAGUGCCUGAGAUAUUUUCAUUACUUUUUCUUUUUUUUCCCCAAGUGACAAAACUGAUUAAAUCGGUUUUCCUAUGUUUUAGAAUAUAAAUGUGACUUCAGUCAAUCUGAUUUUUGCAAAAAUGAUUUUAUAUGAAAGAGUCGUCUAUCUGUUUUUAUGUCACAGAUCAAGCAAAAACUCUGGAGAAGACAGCUUUGUUCUUUUUGUGACCUUUUGAAAUGUGAAUAAAAAUAACUCAA